Molecule: messenger RNA, 5638 nt
Organism: Myotis daubentonii (Daubenton's bat)
Lineage: Eukaryota; Metazoa; Chordata; Mammalia; Chiroptera; Vespertilionidae
Gene: ZMYND8
Product: zinc finger MYND-type containing 8
Exons: 26
Coding region: 432-4445 (1337 amino acids)
Biological process (GO): regulation of DNA-templated transcription
Cellular component (GO): nucleus; cytoplasm
Molecular function (GO): transcription corepressor activity; protein binding
Source: RefSeq, a predicted model, not a curated record
GUGAGGGUGAGCCCUGUCAGCUCACCCCAAAAACUCUCUUCCCAGUGGCAUCUGGGCCUCGGGCUGUGCUGGAGCAGGUCAGGCUGGCUGCACUGGUUUGCCCGUGCUGGGAAAUCUAGCCAGGGUGGGGGAGAAGUGCGUGCGGGGGCCCCUUUCCCAAGUUUUUCUUGCUGCAAAAGGCCUAGCUUAGCCUGUCUUUUUCUAUGCACAGGAUGGCUCUUGCUCACCAGAGCCUCACAAAGAUAAUCGCUCAGGAAGUGUUUCAGCCAAUCCCGGGCCGCCUUACACUCCGAUUUGCCGGGCCAGCCAAUCGGGGAUGAGCUCUUAUUAGGCGGCCAGAUCAUCAAGCCGAAGUGCCAAACCCUUUUUCUGUGAGAACUAGGAGCCUGUCCUCCAUGUUUUAUAAGUAUUGACAUUACACAGUGUUAACAAUGCAUCCACAGAGUCCCAAAUCUGCCAGCCUGUUCUCUCUUCUUAACUGUGGAAAAAUGAGACGGUUGCUUGAACAUGUUGGCUUGGCCGAGGAGGAAAUCAAAACAGAACAGGAGGUGGUAGAGGGCAUGGAUAUCUCUACUCGCUCCAAAGAUCCUGGCUCCGCCGACAGAACAGCCCCGAAAAGAAAGUUCCCCAGCCCUCCGCAUUCUUCCAAUGGCCACUCGCCACAGGACACAUCCACAAGCCCCAUUAAAAAGAAAAAGAAACCCGGCUUACUGAACAGUAACAAUAAGGAGCAGUCAGAACUAAGACAUGGUCCGUUUUACUAUAUGAAGCAGCCACUCACCACAGACCCUGUUGAUGUUGUACCGCAGGAUGGACGGAAUGAUUUCUACUGCUGGGUUUGUCACCGGGAAGGCCAAGUCCUUUGCUGUGAGCUCUGUCCCCGGGUUUAUCACGCUAAGUGUCUGAGACUGACAUCGGAACCAGAGGGGGACUGGUUUUGUCCUGAAUGUGAGAAGAUUACAGUAGCAGAAUGCAUCGAGACCCAGAGCAAAGCUAUGACAAUGCUCACCAUCGAACAGUUGUCCUACCUGCUCAAGUUUGCCAUUCAGAAAAUGAAACAGCCAGGGACAGACGCAUUCCAGAAGCCUGUUCCGUUGGAACAGCAUCCCGACUACGCAGAAUACAUCUUCCACCCCAUGGACCUUUGUACAUUGGAAAAGAACGCUAAGAAGAAAAUGUAUGGCUGCACAGAGGCCUUCCUGGCUGAUGCCAAGUGGAUUUUGCACAACUGCAUCAUUUACAAUGGGGGAAAUCACAAAUUGACGCAAAUAGCGAAAAUAGUCAUCAAAAUCUGUGAGCAUGAGAUGAAUGAAAUCGAAGUAUGUCCGGAGUGUUACUUAGCUGCUUGCCAAAAACGCGAUAACUGGUUUUGUGAGCCUUGUAGCAAUCCACAUCCUUUGGUCUGGGCAAAACUGAAGGGGUUCCCAUUCUGGCCGGCCAAAGCUCUGAGGGAUAAAGAUGGGCAGGUGGAUGCCCGGUUCUUUGGACAACACGACAGGAACAGAAACAGUCAUUUUCCAGAAAUCACUUGCCAAGCAACUUCAUUGAAGGCACUUAAGAACCUGGGAAGAAACAGAGCCUGGGUUCCAAUAAAUAAUUGCUACCUCAUGUCUAAAGAAAUUCCUUUUUCUGUGAAAAAGACUAAAAGCAUCUUCAACAGUGCAAUGCAGGAGAUGGAGGUUUAUGUGGAGAACAUUCGCAGGAAGUUUGGGGUUUUUAAUUACUCUCCGUUCAGGACACCCUACACGCCCAACAGCCAGUACCAAAUGCUGCUCGACCCCAGCAACCCGAGCGCUGGUGCCGCCAAGAUAGACAAGCAGGAGAAGGUCAAGCUCAACUUCGACAUGACGGCGUCCCCCAAGAUCCUGAUGAGCAAGCCCAUGCUGAGCGGGGGCACCGGCCGCAGGAUCUCCUUGUCGGACAUGCCGCGCUCCCCCAUGAGUACAAACUCCUCCGUGCACACGGGCUCCGACGUGGAGCAGGACCCCGACAAGAAGGCCAUGUCCAGCCACUUCAGCGCAAGCGAGGAGUCCAUGGACUUCCUGGACAAGAGCACAGCGUCGCCGGCCUCCAUGAAGAUGGGCCAAGCGGGAAGUUUAUCUGGCAGCCCGAAACCUUUCUCUCCUCAAGCGUCCACGCCAAUCACGACGAAAGCAGACAAGACGGCCACCACCGGAAGCAUCCUGAACCUUAACCUGGAUCGAAGCAAGGCCGAGAUGGACUUGAAGGAGCUGAGCGAGUCCGUCCAGCACCAGGCUGCCCCCGUGCCUCUCAUCUCUCCCAAGCGGCAGAUCCGCAGCAGGUUCCAGCUCAACCUUGACAAGACCAUAGAGAGUUGCAAAGCACAACUAGGCAUAAAUGAAAUCUCGGAAGAUGUUUACACGGCGGUAGAGCACAGCGAUUCGGAGGAUUCUGAGAAGUCAGACAGUAGCGAUAGUGAGUAUAUCAGUGAUGACGAGCAGAAGUCCAAGAAUGAGCCGGAAGACGUGGAAGACAAAGAGGGCGCUCAGUUGGACAAAGAGCUGUCUGCUGUCAAAACAAAGCCCAAGCUGGCCAGCCCGGUGGAGAUUAAAGAGGAGCUGAAAAGCGCUUCGCCCCCCAGCGAGAAAGCAGACCCAGGCUCAGUCAAGGAAAAGGCCAGCCCCCCGCCUGAGAAGGACUUCUCCGAGAAAGCCAAACCCUCGCCUCACCCCACGACGGAUAAGCUGAAGGGGAAGGAUGAGACGGAUUCCCCAACGGUCCACUUGGGCCUGGACUCCGACUCGGAGAGCGAACUUGUCAUAGAUUUAGGAGAAGACCAUUCUGGGCGGGAGGGUCGGAAAAACAAGAAGGAACCCAAAGAGCCAUCUCCCAAGCAGGAUGUGACUCUAGUUGUAGCUAAAGCUCCACCACUGUCUACUACGGCCGGCAGCCAGUCUCCCCCCGAAACGCCGGUCCUCACCCGCGCGUCCUCCCAAACUCCCACAGCUGGUGUCACGGCCACCACCAGCACCACGUCCACGGCCCCGGCCCCGGCGGCCACCGCCACCGCCACCAUCACGGGAAGCCCAGUGAAAAAGCAGAGGCCGCUUUUACCGAAGGAGACUGCGCCGGCCGUGCAGCGGGUCGUGUGGAACUCCUCAAGUAAGUUUCAAACGUCCUCCCAAAAGUGGCACAUGCAGAAGAUGCAGCGCCAGCAGCAGCAGCAGCAGCAGCAGCAAAGCCAGCAGCAGCAGCCUCAGUCUUCCCAGGGGACGCGAUAUCAGACCAGACAGGCUGUGAAAGCUGUCCAGCAGAAGGAGAUCACGCAGAGCCCGUCCACGUCCACCAUCACCCUGGUGACCAGCACUCAGUCGUCACCCCUGGUCACCAGCUCGGGGGCCACCAGCACCCUGGCCUCUUCAAUCAACGCAGACCUUCCCAUCGCCACUGCCUCCGCCGACGUCGCCGCGGACAUCGCCAAGUACACUAGCAAAAUGAUGGAUGCGAUCAAAGGAACGAUGACAGAAAUAUAUAAUGACCUUUCCAGAAACACUACUGGGAGCACAAUAGCUGAGAUUCGCAGGCUGAGGAUUGAGAUCGAGAAGCUUCAGUGGCUGCACCAGCAGGAGCUCUCCGAGAUGAAACACAACUUGGCCCAGGCUGGAGACAGAGCUGCCCUGUUGGUCCCUGGGUUAGACGGGCUGCUGUUCCACCUACCAUUCUGUGUAAAUAUUGAGCUGACCAUGGCGGAGAUGCGGCAGAGCCUGGAGCAGGAGCGGGACCGGCUCAUCGCCGAGGUGAAGAAGCAGCUGGAGCAGGAGAAGCAGCAGGCGGUGGAUGAGACCAAGAAGAAGCAGUGGUGCGCCAGCUGCAAGAAAGAGGCCAUUUUCUACUGCUGCUGGAACACCAGCUACUGCGACUACCCCUGCCAGCAGGCCCACUGGCCCGAGCACAUGAAGUCCUGCACCCAGUCAGCUACCGCCCCUCAGCAGGAAGCGGAUUCCGAGUCCAACACAGAAACACUAAACAAGUCCUCCCAGGGGUCCUCCUCCAGCACACAGGCCGCCCCUUCAGACACAGCCAGCGCCUCGAAAGAGAAGGAGACGUCUGCUGAGAAGAGCAAGGACAGCGGCUCGACCCUCGACCUUUCUGGCUCCAGGGAGACGCCCUCCUCCAUUCUCUUAGGCUCCAACCAAGGCUCUGUUAGCAACAACCUGCCUCUGCCCCAACCGCCACAGACCACCAGCCGCACCCCACCUAGCCGGCCCAGAAGUACCAUCCCCGGGGCAGCAAGUCCGGCGGCUGGAGCGGCAGCGAUGAGAAGCGAGGAUCGUCGCGUUCCGAGCACAACGCCAGCGCCAGCUCGAAGAGCCUCCUCCCGAAAGAGUCUCGGCUGGACCCCUUCUGGGACUAGGGACAAGCCGUCCGCCCCCCGGAGGAAGAAGGCAGACCCCGGGCCGCCGGGGAGCGGCGCGGACACGUGAGGCGGGAGACCACCCCCUCCGGCCCCGAGGACUCCACACAGACCCGGCCUUUCUUCCCACCGAGGGUCCCACACUACACACGCCCCCCGUAGCUCUGAGGACCGUCCACCCACAGGACUCACGCUUUAGGUGUAAAUAAUGUACAAUUUGUGGAUGUCGCUGAACUUAGAGUACCUUCCCCUUUUUAUAUUUGUAUUGACUUUAACUUAUAAAAAAGAGAAAAGAAAAAGAAAAAAGAAAGGCGAUUAGAAAAACACACCCAACCACACAAAGGACGUUCUGGUGUUGGAAGGGGUGGGCCGUGCCCGUCCGUCCGGAGGCGGCACCGGGACCGUGAGUUCCUUCCGGCGCAGGUUCCGUGCUGCCGUGGGCACCCCCCAUCAGGCCAUCGCCCCUUCCCUUCCCGACACCGCGCUGCUGCUUCAUCAGAUGCGAGCUCUCUGGGCCCGGAGGACGCAGAAGGACGCGGGCAGGAGCUCGCUUCUGGGACGCUCCUCCUAAAAGGGAAAACCCAGUGUCCUUGUUUACAGACGAGAAGCAGAAACCAGCCCCGCUCAGCGCAGCGCAGGAGAGAAGGACACCGGGCGUUUCGAGUCCUCGGGAACCGAGAGCAAUCUCUCUUGUGCGUGGUGGCUCCUUCCGACACACUCACGCACUGGGGGAGAGGGCCUGUGCUUUGCGGCAGGGAGGACGGCCGAGCCUGGGAGGAAGCAUGUCUGUAGUAUUUAUACGAGGGGAUUUUACGUUUUUAUGUAAGCAUGAAACCAAGGCAGUGUGAGAGGACACGCCCGCCAUGCUGUCUGUUACACUACGAACGCCGUGGCCCCAUUUUGUUUGUUGUGUAAAACAAAAAGCAUUGAGCAAGCAGAGGGGGAUGUAUGUAUAUGAGGAAAUUGUACGAUAUCAUUCCAGCCCAUCUUGUUGUACAUUUUAGUCUCGUUUACUUUCUCUUCAUUGCUGAUAAGAGGAUGCGGACUGUACAGUUUCCAGCUAGUUACCCAUCUUAGAGAAGAAGUAAGAAGGCUGUAUUAGAGGAAAACAGGAGAGAAAGAACAUUUGUGAAUUGCAGUUAUCAAAAAAAAAAAUAGCCUAGCUGGCCUUAUUUGUGAAGCAUAAUUGCUUUUAGCAUAUGGAAGUAUUUUUUCACAUUUUCUUUGUAUAAAAUUUGUAUUAAACUUAAAUAUCUUUUUUGA